Peronospora matthiolae is the source of this 588-nucleotide messenger RNA. Lineage: Eukaryota; Oomycota; Peronosporomycetes; Peronosporales; Peronosporaceae. The record is from the annotation of a GenBank genome assembly.
AUGGUACACCUAGUGGCUGUACCAGAGUCAAUCACGGCAAGUGGCUGUGCUUGUGUCUUUAUUGACACCCUCUUCCAACUUCGUGGGUUGCCCCGUGAACUCGUAUCAGACAGAGAUCCACGCUUCGUUGCUGAUUUCUGGCGUUCCGUGUUCAAAUCACUCGGAACGCGCUUGAAGAUGUCGACGUCUGAUCAUCCAGAGUCAGAUGGUCAGACGGAACGUGCCAAUCGUGUCCUUGAAGAGAUACUUCGAGGAUACGUACACUCCUUUAAGAGUUGGAGUGAGUUUUUGCCAAUGGUAGAGUUUGCCAUUAACAACUCGUUGCAUGCGUCCACGACACAUACACCGUUUUACGUGAAUGGCUUACGCCAUCCGCGUUUACCCACCUUACUAGAGUGUAACUCUGGUUCGAGGGGGGGAGGGACUCGCGCGAGCAAAAACCGAAUUGGUUCACGCUCAUCACGCUCUGACGAAGAGGUCAUUGCGUUUGAUGCCGAUAUCGAUAACAUCGAUAUCGAAGAAGAUGAUGCCAGUGAGAGUGCGGAAGCCCUCACUGAAGAAAAGGUUGAUGUUGCUGCAGUGCACUAA